This is a messenger RNA of Nanorana parkeri, 3829 nucleotides long. It is a transcript of the gene SYNPO2, whose product is annotated as synaptopodin 2. The record is from RefSeq and is a predicted model, not a curated record. NCBI's taxonomy places the organism in Eukaryota, Metazoa, Chordata, Amphibia, Anura, Dicroglossidae. Gene Ontology annotation, molecular function: actin binding. Gene Ontology annotation, biological process: positive regulation of actin filament bundle assembly. The coding region runs from base 98 to 3829 and encodes 1243 amino acids. The transcript is spliced from 6 exons. Gene Ontology annotation, cellular component: actin cytoskeleton; Z disc; nucleus.
CACAUCUGGUUGCUGUCCGACCAAAUCCACCAGUCAGGUUUAACUUAGGAAAACUUUUCCUCGCCAUUCACGAAGGAAUAAACAGCAGCCGAGGAAAAUGGGCACUGGGGAUUAUAUCUGUGUUACAAUGAGUGGAGGAACACCCUGGGGCUUCAGGUUGCAAGGUGGAAAAGAGUACCAUGAAAUGCUGCAUGUGUCCAAGGUUCGUAGCAAAAGCAAGGCCUCAGUUGCUGGAUUGUGUGUGGGAGAUGAGGUGAUCUCCAUCAAUGGGAAUCCUUGUACUGAUAUUCCCUACUCAGAAGUUGUGGGGCUCAUUGAAAAAUCAACCGAUAGUCUCCAGAUGUUUGUGAAAAGGUCACCAAGCAAGCCACAGUCGGCAGAAAGUAACAAUGCACAACAGGAAAAUAUUAACAGAGAACUGGGCACUGAAAGUACCAUGUUACAGAUCUGUCUUGGCCCAGAAACGUUGCCCAUAGAACAGAACAUCUCUGAAAUGCAAGAUCAGUCACUCUUUUCAAAAACGGGUUACGAUACAGCAUUGAUAGAAGAAAAGAAAGAUAAUGAAGUCCUGCUGGAACACAAGAUUGCCCCUAGAGUGUUAGAAACUUCCAAAGAUGGCAUAACAGGCGACAUCACACUGACAAGGAGAAUAGAAGAAGGUGCUAUGGUUGAACUGCAACUGUCACUCCCCCAGGACAUACAUUUGGGCAGUGUAGGUUCUCCUACUCUAACUCUCCUGGGUGUGGACCAGUGUACAUCUCCAGGAACAGAACAUAUUGUGCUACAAGAUGAAGUUGCCUGUGAGCACCUUGAUGAAAAAGAGCCACCUAGGCAGCAGACAUCUGCUACAUUCCAGAUAGUGGGCAAACAGCAGGCAAAGAUUAUCUCUGCAGGGCAGACAAGAGAAGCAUGUUUCCCAAGGGUGGAAUUGAUCUUAGACUGUUCUGGGAGAGAGAAGGAGCCCAGGUCUCAGUCUGACAGGGGGAGUGUAAUAUCUGGAGAAGAAGGAGGGCAGACAGAAGCACCUCCUUUCACUGUCUCCUUUGGAAUCAAAGCAGAAGACUUAGAGGAAGGAGACGAGGCUCAGCAAGCAGAAAGGGAGCUCAUCAGACCCAAUAAACACCGGGCGAGGCACGCCAAGCUUAGGCGCAGUGAAAGCCUCUCCGAAAAGCAAGUUAAAGAAGCCAAGUCUAAAUGUAAAAGUAUUGCCUUGCUGCUGACAGCUGCCCCAAACCCCAAUUCCAAGGGGGUGUUGAUGUUUAAGAAGCGUCGCCAAAGGGCCAGGAAAUUUACCUUGACAAGCUACGGUACUGGGGAACUCGAAAGGCAGGUGGACGACGAGGACGAUAACGAGGACGAAGAGGAUAAAGAGAAUACUUUCAACGUUACAUUUUAUGGGGCAAGUGAGUCAGAUCUAGAUGACGAUUUCUUUUCAGACCCUGAACUCAACACACAAAUCGUAACAUUUAACUGGGAUACUGGACUUGUAGAGGUUGAAAAGAAACUUAAUAGUGGUGACGCAAUGGAGGAACUUCCAGAGACCAAAGGUAAAGGGGUCCUCAUGUUUGCAAGAAGGAAGCAGAGGAUGGAUCAGAUAACAGCAGAGCAAGAAGAACUCCGGAAACAUAGUAUGGAAGAGAAGGUGUCUGUCACAGAGAAUGUAAAUAAUACUGUUUCAUUUCAGACACAGCAACAGCAGAGCAUAAAAAUUCAGAGCUGUGUGAGUAAAAGUUAUAUUGAGGUUAGCAAUAGCCAGACAAGAGUACAGAAUGGUUUUCCUGCAGCACAUGAGGCAAUCCCUUCAUUUCAGUCUUCAUCAAACAAAACCCCGAAACCUUUCGGUGGAUCACAGAAUAGGGCAGCAGCACCAUUUUCUCCUACUAGAAAUAUAGCAAGUCCAAUGUCAGAUGUGCCUGGACCACCCCCUUACUCUUCAGUUACUCCACCUCCUGAGCCAAGAUUUCAAGUGUCUUCACCAGUGUGUGCCAAAGCCCAAGCAGCUGUAUGGGCACCAUCAUUUUCAACAGAACAAAUAGCUUCUAGAGAUGAAAGGAUCUCAGUUCCAGCCAACAAGACAGGAAUUUUACAAGAAGCAAAACGAAGGAGCACAAAACCUAUGUUCACAUUUAAAGAACAACCUAAAAUAAGCCCAAGACCUGAGCUUCUCUCCCUAGUUCAGACCAGAGAAGGCAAACGUAGUGCCGGUAAUGAGUCUGGACCUGAGGAAGACUACCUCAGCCUGGGAGCAGAGGCAUGCAACUUUAUGCAAGCUCAUGCUGGCAAGCAAAAAACACCUCCACCUGUUGCCCCAAAACCUUCGGUUAGGUCCCCUACCGCAGUUCCAACAUCACCAGUAUCUCCAGUAUGGGCCGCUUCAACCGCUGCUCCAACACCACAAGUGUUUUCAAGUCAAUUUCCCCCUCAAAGUGCAGCCCCUGAUGAAGCUAAUGUUGCACAACCAAAAUAUAAUUCUUACAACCCUCCAACUUCUCUUAAUUUAUCAGGCCCCUUAAGAGGCCCUCCUGCAACAGCUCAAGCAGUAAAUCAACUGUAUACACCUAAAACGCCUCCUACUACUCCAUCAGGAACAUCGGCUGUUGGAACAGCUUAUGAAAUGCCAGCCUUGAGGGGUAAAGGAGCAGAGCUAUUUGCCAGGAGACAGUCCCGAAUGGAAAAGUUUGUAGUAGAUUCAACCACAGUGCAAGAAAAAGCAGCUCGACCACUCUCUCCAACCCCAUCUUUACCACCAUCUUGGAAAUAUUCAUCCAAUGUUCGAGCACCUCCUCCUUUAGCAUAUAAUCCAAUACAGUCACCACUUUAUCCCCCUGCAGCAAAUAAAUCUGCUUCCAAAACAGCUUCAGCUGCCAAGAAAAAGCCCACUAAAACACUUAGUGCUCUUCAGGUCAUGAAACACCAACCAUAUCAGCUUAACUCAUCUUUGUUUACUUUUCAAGCACCAUCUGACACUGCCUCUGAUACUGAAGCUCCUAAGAAAAACACUAAGUCAGACUUUGUUUCUUCUACCAAGCAAGCUACAUUCAGUAGGCCAGUGAAUACUGCUCCUAGUAGUAACUUCAUACCAGCACCUGAAAAUCCUCAGCCGGCCUACAACAUGCAACCUUCCCAAACAAGUGCCUUCAACCAAUCCAAAGAAACCUACCCAAUCGGCUAUCCUAUGCAGCCUAGACAAGAAUCACCGAUAACACCACUGAUCGCUCCUCCAAGGCCAAAAUUUUCUGCAAAGAAAGCUGGUGUGACAGCCCAGGAAAGAGAUAAUGGAAGAGCUAUGUCCUUCCCCGCUAGGAGCCUUUCCUCUGCCAGUUCACAACCAUUCGGCUCACCAGUAUCACCCAUGCUUUUUCAGCCGGCACCGGGAUAUGCAGGAAAAUCAGCAACAACACCAGACACACCAGGAAAGAGAUUAACUCCAUGGGAAGCAGCAGCCAAAUCUCCACUAGGGUUUGUGGAUGAUGCUUUCAUGUCACAAACUGUGCACGAGUCAAUAUCUGCCAAUGUAGUGUCCGCUGCACGUAGAAAGACUUUACCAGAACCUCCAGCAGCUUGGAAGACCACCCCCAAUGUACCAAUCACAGUUCCCUACGCCCACAAAGCCUUAUAUGAAAAUAAGCGUAAUAGUAUUUCAACAGUACCAAAAAAUGUAUUGUCUGCACCAUCUUUUCAAUGUGGUUACCAGCUCAGGCACCCAUACUCAAGUACACACUCUAUAACCAAUGCUCGAUCUCUACCUUUGGAAACAAGGUCAGAGUAUGGUAUGUCAACAGGUCAUAAUCCAAACUUCAAUCCUUAUCCUAGGGCUUGGAGGAGAUAA